AUGCAACAGGUCCUUGACCUUGACCUUAAUAAUUAUUUGAAGGUGAAGGGUAAAUUGAUUGAUCUGAUUAGUAUGGCUCGAACGAAUGAAUUGGAUAGUAUAAGCGAGCCAGAGUUGGAAGGUAUACAGAAAGAGUUGAAUUUUAUAUCGUUCCGCUCAAAGCUCAAUGCGAAGAUGGAUGCAUUGAUGUGUGUUAGGUUGGUUCAGGAGUAUGAACAAUUUGAUGAAGUUACAAGUACCAAAUUUAUGAAGCAAAUAGAUGAGCAGGUGAUACUAGGGAAAGAGAUUGGAAAGAAUGUUCAGAGAGCCGAGGAGCUGCUUUUGAGACGAAGGGAACUUAGCGAUAUUGUGGCCGACUAUAUGAAGAAGUCCGGUGUGAUAAGGUUAAAGAAAAAAGAGAUAGAGGAGUUAUUUGGAGACGAAGUGGAUAGUAACAGUGUGAUCAAAGGUGGAAGGCUUUUAAGUAAAAAAUCGGACGAGUAUGAAUUUCAGAUAGAGAAACGAGCUUCAUUUAAGCAAUCCUGUAAAGAGUUACAAGAGAGUAUUGAUGAGAAGAUAAAUAGAUGUGAGAUGAUGAAAAAUGAUAUCGAACAAGUUAAAGACAGUUGGAAGACCUUGGGUGAAAAGCUUUUAAGAGUGGUAGAGAUCUUGAAGAACUAG
Messenger RNA from Brettanomyces nanus, 660 nucleotides. RefSeq lists its product as uncharacterized. Lineage: Eukaryota; Fungi; Ascomycota; Pichiomycetes; Pichiales; Pichiaceae. Bases 1 to 660 code for a protein of 219 amino acids. The record is from RefSeq and is a predicted model, not a curated record. The transcript is spliced from 2 exons.